AUGUCCUCACAACCACCUCCUUCUUCCUCGUCUUCCUCGAACAACACCAACAACAACACAAAUUUGCCCUCCACAACCACCCGACCCUCUUCCAUUCCUUCUUCUCCUUCAAGUUCCAAUAAUAAUAAUAACAACAACAUGAUGAUGCGUUCUUCUCCGAAACCAUCCGGUGGCAUGAUUCCCCAAUAUCAACAAUAUUUUCACUUGUUGCAAUCCAUGACCUCUGGUUCUUCUUUACCCAUUCCAUCGACUUCGACUUCAUUGAAUUUGUCUCCGAAUUUGAGUGGAUUGCCAACGACUAGCAGUAGUAUUGGAUUGGUUUCGACUUCACCCAUGAUGAGAAGAACGACAUUGAGUGCAAUUUUAGGAACCACUCCGAGUGGAUUGACUCGUUCGAAUCCUACAGCUUUGAGUACCACAACAACAACGAUGACAACGAGUCAAAAUUCUUCUUCGAAAGGAAAUAGUGGUUCAGCUUCUCCAAAGAAUGAGAAUGUGUCUUCCACACCCAUGCUUGUCACAUCGAAUGCUGCUUCUACUACCUUACAAAAUUCAUCGUCUCAAUUAUCGUCACCAGUACCAAUUUCAAGUGCCUUGCCAGUCAAACAUGUUUCUAGUGUCGUCGACGACGACGGAGUCACAACAACAUCUAGCAGCAUGGUCUUGUUGGACUCGAGUGAUUCAAUGCCUUCACCAGCCACUGCAAAACAACGAAAACCACGAAAAAAGAAGGAAGAAGAUCAAGUGAAAAUUGCUAGCGCAACUGAGGAUGAUGCAUCUACGAGUGGUGGUCAAACAGAAGAUGAUGCAUCCAAGAAGGGACGAUCUAAGACUUGUAAGAGAUGGACUGAAGAACAAAAUCGUCUCUUGAAAGAUGCUGUUUUGAGAUAUGGUCCAAGAAAUUGGAAAAAAAUUGCGUCAGAAAUUAGUGGAGGAAUGUUCACAGCUGAUCAAUGUAAUCAACAUUGGCACAGAGUAUUGCAUCCCCGUAUUAUUAAGGGAGAAUGGACUCAAGAAGAAGAUAACCUUCUCUUUGACAAGGUUGCUGAAUACGGAGAAUCUAGUUGGACCAAGGUUGCUGAAUUUCUCAUUGGAAGAACAGACAUUCAAUGUCGUCACAGAUAUUUCCAAAAGAAAAAAGAAGUGGAAACUGGUUCAAGAAGAAAGUCCACUUCCACAUUUUCGUCACCUUCUCUUGCUUCAUCCACUGGUGCUUCUCCCAGUUUGGGAGUCACAGCAGAUGGAGGCAUGUUAUCUCCACAACUUGCAGAAGGUGUUCGUGUGAACAUGCCAACUCCAUCGCCACCUCUUGGCAUUUCUCCUAGCUCAAUACUAGAUUCAGGAAGUACUUCUAAUUUCGUUCAUCAACACAAAAUUACAUUAUUUACGACUCCAUCAACCGUUCCACUUCAGGAAAGACUGAAAGGAGAUUCCUCUAUCAUUUUGGGUCCACAACAAGUGUUAACUUCACCCAAUUUGCAACACAGUAGUAGUAGUGGAGGUGGCGGUGGCGGUGGUGGUACAUUUUCCUCUCCAUCUUUAUCCAUGGAACCCAAACAAAGAGUCACACAAUUUUCCUAUCUCGAAAAGGACGGAAUUGAUGAAAGUGAUUUCAAAGAUGACAUGAUGAUCAUGUCUUCUUCGACUGGUACCUCACACAAUUUCCCAAAGAGUCAAAUUUCCAUACCACAUGAUGAAAAGAAAUAUACAAUUCCAGUACCUUCUCAACAAGAAGAAAUUUCACACAAACAGCCACCCUACAAUGAAAAUUUAUUACUUUGUGACGAAGAAGAUUUAUCAACUCCUAAACUUGGAACAAGUGGCUCAGAAGAAGACAUGUCUCAUCACAUGAAAAGGGCUACUCCUCAACUUGUAUCGACUCAACAAGAUGAUAUGGAUGAAGAUGAAGAGCCACAUCAAUUAACGAUUGAUGAAAUAGAUACUACUACUUCUCCAGAACUUGUCAAAGCAAAGAAUUUACAAAAAUCCAUCCAAGUACCACCUGUCCAAACAAAUACUUCCAUGAGUACAACUAUUACUACUGGAUCCCCACAAGUUGUGACAACAUCUGGUACCAGUAGUAGUAGUAGUGGUGGUGGUGGUGACCAUCUGAACGCUCUCAAUAACAACACACCAACCAUCACUCCUGCCAAACCAAAGAAACGUUCAAGUGCUCUCAACAGAAUGAGAGGAAACAUCAAUGUGUGGAUUCCAUUUAGUGAAAGUGAAGAACAAGUCUUGUUAACAGAAGUUUACAAACAAUUGUUGGAAAAGAAUGUCAUCCUUCCUCACCAAAAGCUUAAUUUCACAAACAAAGGAACAAACAGUCCAACGGAUUCGAUCAAGCAUGAAAAUGCCAGCUCAUCUUGCACACCACAUGAAGGACAAUUACCUCCAUCCUCAGAGUCCAAUUUAGUGAAUGUUGACAUCCAUGAAGCAACGACAACACCAACAACAACCACAACCACCACGACUAGACAAUCCAUUCUUUUACCUUCUCCAGUUCCAAUUCUAAUGACAUCCAACUCGUCCAUUCCAAGACAAUUAAUUCCGCACAAUAAUCAUCUGAGAAAGACAUCAGAAAAUGUCACAUCUACGAAUCAUGAUGAUGAUGAUUAUGUGGAUGAUAUUGACUUUGUUGAAAUUUUGACUGUGAAUAGUAAUUGUUUCCAUCCAUUGCGUACUCAUCAUUCACUCAAAACUCAUUUUGUGAAACUUCGAGAAAUGUUAGGCGAUGCUGCUUUAUUCAACCUUUCAUCACAGUCAUUGACACCAUCAUCACUACUUCAAGAUCAACCACAAGGUCCAGUGUUAGAACCUUUAUCUCACACUCCUCUUGUGCUUUAUCAAAAAUCAAAUAGUCAUGCUUGGUUGUCUUCAAGUAAGGUUGCCACUCAUCGAACCUCUAGUUUGACCUCAACAAGUUCACAAUCAACAGCAGCAGCAGCAGCAACAUCUCAUUCAGCAGCGAGUGCCACCAUUUCUUCGUCUCCACAAGCAACUCAACCAAACAAACCUGGAAGGAAAAAAAAGAUGGUCAUGUCAGAUGCAACACAAGUCACAACAGCAUCAAUGGCGGAAGAAGGAGCUUCUCGAGCACCAUCUUCAACUGGAAAACCAGGACGAAAGAGAAAAACAAUUCCUGCUGCAGCUUCAACAAGUACGCAACUAUUGUCUCAACCAGGUGUAGCUAGUUCUACAAUGGCUGAACCAACUCGAAAGAAAGUGAAAAAGACUCCCUCUGCUGAGGCAAAGCAUGCAAAGAGCGAAGAUGUGACCUCUCAACCAAUGACCCAAGUGCCUGCAGUUGCUGAUUCCAAUGUGACAUUCCUUCUUCUUAAAAAUUUCAAUGCGCCAGCAACAACCAAACAAAUUCAACCUUCAAAGACGACACUUCCAUUAGAUACACCUCUUUCACAGAUUAUUUCAACUAUUCGAGGAAGUCUUUCACUCAGUUAUGAUCCAGAAUUGUAUUGUGAGAGCUCGCUAGUUUCCAACACUGCACAAUCUUUGCGGAAUUUGAUGGAAGAGAAAAAUAUUCGACAUGACGAAUUGGUGAUCUUUUACAAAUAA
Molecule: messenger RNA, 3573 nt
Organism: Naegleria lovaniensis
Lineage: Eukaryota; Heterolobosea; Eutetramitea; Acrasida; Naegleriidae
Exons: 2
Coding region: 1-3573 (1190 amino acids)
Biological process (GO): regulation of DNA-templated transcription
Cellular component (GO): nucleus
Molecular function (GO): DNA-binding transcription factor activity, RNA polymerase II-specific; RNA polymerase II cis-regulatory region sequence-specific DNA binding
Source: RefSeq, a predicted model, not a curated record